Habropoda laboriosa is the source of this 1191-nucleotide messenger RNA. It is a transcript of the gene CCAP-R, whose product is annotated as cardioacceleratory peptide receptor. The record is from RefSeq and is a predicted model, not a curated record. Gene Ontology annotation, cellular component: membrane. The coding region runs from base 1 to 1191 and encodes 396 amino acids. Lineage: Eukaryota; Metazoa; Arthropoda; Insecta; Hymenoptera; Apidae. Gene Ontology annotation, biological process: G protein-coupled receptor signaling pathway. The transcript has 7 exons. Gene Ontology annotation, molecular function: vasopressin receptor activity.
AUGUCCGUGGAAGAAAACUUGGAGCGGACCUACGAUCUGAAUCAAACGUUUCAAACAGAGGAUCGGAUAGUCAACGUCACUCAGACCGAUGUCAACGGGACGGACGUGAUCGACUCUUUUUACUUCUACAAGACCGCACAGUUCACCGUUUUAUGGCUGCUGUUCGGGAUGAUCGUCGUGGGUAAUAUCGCGGUGCUGAUUGGCCUCUUAUGGGGAAAACGGCGGAAGACGCGGAUGGACUUUUUCAUCAAACAAUUGGCGUUCGCUGAUUUAUUGGUCGGCCUGAUAAUCGUGCUGACGGAUAUAAUUUGGAAAAUAACGGUGACCUGGCACGCGGGUAAUGUCGCCUGUAAGCUGAUAAGAUUCAUGCAGUUCCUCGUCAUGUACAGCUCGACGUACGUACUCGUCGCUUUGUCCAUUGACAGAUACGACGCCAUCACGAGACCGAUGAAUUUCACUAGCAGGUGGUGGCGAGCCAGGGCCCUUGUCGUAGCUGCCUGGGGCCUAUCAGCACUGUUCAGCGUUCCAGGCAUUUUCCUUUUCGAAGAGAAACAAAUAGAGGGGAGGGCACAAUGCUGGAUGGAACUGUCUGAGACGCAGUGGAAGAUCUACAUGAGCCUGGUCAGCUUUGCCCUCUUUAUAGCCCCUACUCUGAUAAUAGGAGGCUGCUAUGCUGUGAUCGUAGCUACUAUAUGGUCGCAAGGAGGAGCAUUACGCCAGGGACCUGGUAGGGACAUCAGGAGAGCCUCGUCCAGAGGACUUAUUCCUCGAGCCAAAGUUAAGACGGUCAAAAUGACCCUCGUCAUAGUAUUCGUAUUUAUUCUAUGUUGGAGCCCGUACGUAGUGUUCAGUCUGCUACAAGUCUACGGAUACGUACGGAAAUCUCAGACAAACGCAGCCGUGGGCACGUUGAUUCAGAGCUUAGCACCUCUCAAUUCAGCUGCCAAUCCCAUCAUAUACUGUCUCUUCAGCACUUCGUUUUGCAAAACUGUACGGAACAUGCACACGAUCUCCUGGGUUUCCAGCUGGUGCACGUCGAAUCCUCACCACUGUUUCGGCACCGGUGGCCCAAACAGCAUCACCAGGACGACAGUGACCACGUCUCUGACGGCGCAGUCCUCGCGAAGAAGCGGUCACCUAGCGAUGUUGCACACGACGACGAGAAAACGAGUGAUGGUGUCGCUGGUGUGA